This is a messenger RNA of Aegilops tauschii subsp. strangulata, 648 nucleotides long. RefSeq names its product secreted RxLR effector protein 161-like. NCBI's taxonomy places the organism in Eukaryota, Viridiplantae, Streptophyta, Magnoliopsida, Poales, Poaceae. The record is from RefSeq and is a predicted model, not a curated record.
AUGCAGAAUCGUCUCCAGCUGUGCAAGACGGGCACCGGUGACGCCAUGGAUGCCACACGAUACAGAAGCGUCGUCGGCAGCCUUCGAUACCUCUGCAACACUCGACCUGACAUCACCUACGCCGUCGGCAUCGUCAGCAGGUAUCUGGAGGCGCCUGCAGAAUUGCAUUGGGCUGCGGUGAAGCAAAUCCUCCGCUAUGUUAGCGGGACUUUGGAGUAUGGUUGCUGCUACAAGCGCGGAGGAAUUUCAGCGCCGGAGGUGAUUGGCUACAGCGACAGCGAUCACGCCGGCAACGUGGAUGAUCGGCGGAGUACGACUGGAGUGGUGUUCUUCCUUGACUCCAGCGUGAUCACCUGGAUAUCUCAGAAGCAGAAGGUCGUCGCCAUCUCGUCAUGCGAGGCUGAGUACAUGGCGGCGGCAUCCGCAACAUGCCAGGGUGUGUGGCUGUGCAGGUUCCUUGGCGAGCUCACCGGCGACGCGCCAACAAUGGCUAAGCCGUCGACAACAAAUGGCAAGGUGGAUGUCGACCAUGUUGGCACUGAUGGACAGCUUGCCGAUGUUCUCACCAAGGCGCUGGGCAGAAUCAAGUUCAUUGAGCUGCGACAGAAGCUCGGCGUUGUUAAGGUGAUCCCUGAGCACAAGGAUUAG